Molecule: messenger RNA, 1739 nt
Organism: Gasterosteus aculeatus aculeatus (three-spined stickleback)
Lineage: Eukaryota; Metazoa; Chordata; Actinopteri; Perciformes; Gasterosteidae
Gene: phax
Product: phosphorylated adaptor for RNA export
Biological process (GO): snRNA export from nucleus
Cellular component (GO): nucleus
Source: RefSeq, a predicted model, not a curated record
GAAGGAAAUUACCCUGUAGGUUUAUUUUGAAAGGGUCUGAUAGUUGGAAGACGGAAGUGUUGCUUCGUCCUAGCGCGAAUUUCCUCCACAGGGUCUCAAGAUUGUCAACCUCUUCAAAGCCAUUUACGAUAAUUCAUGUCUGGUGGCGGAGAUCUAAUGGAAGGUGAUCUUGAAGAUGGGGAGAUUUCCGGCUCGGACACCGAGAUGGGAACCGCCGCGGCUCCAGUUCGACCCCAGGUUCCUCCAGCUUUUAGCGGCCAGUCCUUCCAUGACAGAGCCGCUGCCCAACAUUCUGCCGCCGCCUACCGCACCACCGGUAGGCCGGUGGAGUCCAGCGACAGCGACGCCGACUCGUCGGACGAGGAGGCGGCUCUUUGGCGACGAAAGCGGCAGAAAGUAUCUAGCGUCCCCAAGCGGCCCACCUGCACCAGCCAGUCCGAGCCGGUCCGCGUGCCCGUCCCCGCCGCGCAGGGAGGCCGCAAGGUGAACAACAUUUGGGGCUCCGUGGUCCAGGAGCAGUGUCAGGAUGCCGUUGCUUCCGAGCUGGGCAUAUUUGGCAUGGAGGGGGAAGUGAGUAUGUCCAGCAGAAGUGUGGAGACGUAUAACUUUGUCCUGGCCCGUAAGAUAAUGGAGAAGGAGAGGGAGCUGGAGAGACAGACGAAUAAUGGGGGAGAGGUGAGCAUGCUGGACGCCCAGCUGGAGGAUUACAUGAAGGGCCGUGACUGUGAGGAAAGGGCAGGAGGAGAUGCCAAAAGGAAGAGGCCAGCGAAAGAAAGACUGGGCCCCGUGGCGAAAAUGGACAUCAAGGGCCGGUAUGAGAUCACAGAGGACGACCCUGAGGAUAGAGUGACCGAUGAGAUAGCACACAGGCUGCAAGAGCCCAAAAAAGACCUGAUAGUGCGCAUUGUCAAAAUCAUCGGCAAAAAAAAAGCCAUAGAGCUGCUUGGUGAGACGGCCACACUGGAAGAGAGCGGGGGGGUGUACACUAUGGACGGCAGCAGGCGAAGGACGCCUGGUGGGGUCUAUCUCAACCUGCUGAAGAACACACCCAGCAUCAGUAAGUCCCAAGUCCGGAAGGUAUUCGCCGAGGAACAAGAGAAAGAAUGCAAGAGCAAGAAGGCUGCCCAGAAGAGGAGGCGCCAUAUGGUGGCGAAGAAGAUGAAGCAGGCUAUCGGCACACUCAACCUGCAGGAGCACGACGAUGUCUCCCGCGAGACGUUCGCCAGUGACACUAAUGAGGCCUUGGAGUCAUUGGAGGAAGAGGAGGAAGCUGCUGUGGGUACUGAGGAGACUGCAGCUGUGGUCUACAACUCUGGCGACCUGGAGGUCUUUUGAGGGGUGCCUGCUGUCUGAACAAGGACGUUUAGGAUUAAUCUGAUUCCCAACUAUCUUAAUGCACUGCAUAAGUACUGUCUACAAGAUACAGGAUCUCUGCAGCAUGCUUUUUUGUUUUUUCUCCCCUAAGCAAUUAAAGGACUGCUUAUGUUAAUGUUUUAAGGAAUAUUGGUUUUGUUCUAUACAGCAUGUUUUUGUAGCUUUCAGCACGUAUUAACACUGAUUUGUGAUACAAACGUUGUUUGCCUUUAAAUCAAGUUCUUAACAAUCAUAAACCUACGUAACAGUGAAGCACUAUUGUUGUUUUUCAGUUACAGUAAUGUCUAGGAUAUUAUGGCAUAUUGAUUUAUUCAAAUAUGUGGAACAUAAAUAAAGACUAUUCAAGUACAAUGACUUAAAAUUCA